UCGGUAGUAGUGACUGGUUCAGCGCUUUUGACUCCCGGUCUCCCACCACAACUGCUCUGCUCCUCACACAACUCAAAGCACAAGGGGAGGGAAACCCAACACCACAGUGACACGGUGCCACAAGCCCCUCGGGCCUCGUCUCUCUCUCCAGUGCAGUCUCCACUGCUUCCCUCCCUCCCGCUGCCAAGCACCACCAGCUCGCGGGAAAGGGUAAUGGCUGCCUAGCCUAGCUCAGCAAUAAGCAAGAAGCAGGAGUAGUAGGGAGGCAAUGGGUUGCUGCAUCAGCAAGAAGUGCGACGAGCCGCCUGGCGCGUCGGCUGGGGAAGCUUCCCGGCGUCGGUCGGAGGCGCGCGACCCACCGCCACCCCCGCCGGAGGAGGAGACGGUGAAGGAGGUGCUCUCGGAGACCCCGAAGGCCAAGCCAAGGCCCAGGCCGAGGCGCGUGGCCGCGUCGGCGGGGCAAGAAGCAGGGGAGACGGCGGCCAAGCCGAAGCUUGGCACUGCUAGGGCGAAGGAUGGUGGUGGCGGUGGCGGCGGCAGGCCGCGGGUGCGUCGGGCGGUGGGGCCGGCGCGUUCCGGGCCUUCCGGCGACGAGAAGUCGGAGGUGGCGUCCGAGUCCUCGGCCGCGACCACCGCGACAGGCCCCGAACGGUCCCCGGCGAAGGCGUCCAGGAGGCGGGCGGCAGCCGUGUCCGGCGAGGUCGCGCGCGGCGCCAGGCGGGAACGAGGCGUCCCCGGCGGCGCCGGCGGGCGCCCAGGCGGCGGCCGCGCGUCCCCCUCGCCGCCGCCGCCGCAGCAGCCGCGGCGGCGCGAUACCGUUACCGGGGAACGGCCGGCGCGGAGGUCCCCGUCGCCCGCGGCGAAGCGGACGCAGGAGCAGCGCCGUACGGUCGCGGGCGCCGGUUCCGCAGCCUCUGGGACGCAGCGUAAGCCGCCUGUGCCCAUGGCGAGGCCCUGUGGGCGCGCGUCGCCGCGGCGUGGGCAGGAGGCGCCCGCGCCCGCGCAUCCCGAGCUGUCGCCGCCGCCGGCGCAGCCACGCGAGCCUGAGGAUUGUUGUGCGUCUCCGCCGCCGGUGCUACCAGAGGAGAAUGCCGGGUCGGCCGACGCCGCCGUUGCCGGCGUCGGUGAGGGGAAGGAGUCGCUUGACAACCCGUUGGUGGCCAUGGAGUGCUUCAUCUUCCUGUAGCGCUCACUGACCUUCUCCUCUCCCAUUCUCAGCUGUCACCUGUCAGCCAAAUUUCUCCACAGUAACGAGCUAGCUUUAGCAGUGUAAUUUGGUGAGUAAUCACGUCGUGUAAAACGUUCCCCUGGGUUGGCUUUUUUUUAUCCCCGCGGGAGAAAAAUUACUCCCAUGUUAUUUCCGUAGCGGCUAGCGCCGUCAGAUUCAGAUCACAAGGCUCUCUGACGUACUGUUGUAGUGUCGUUGUCUCGCGUUGCUUUUGUUAUGUUAUCUGUAGAGUACCUCCGAAUCUCGGAUCAUGCAUGUCUAGUUCUAAUCUUCUGUUACUUUUGCAAUGCCGAAUCAUUUCAGAGCUGGAAAGGCAUUCCAUUUGUUAUAGAGUAUAUUUGCCAUCCUCUA
Messenger RNA from Sorghum bicolor (sorghum), 1579 nucleotides. RefSeq names its product translation initiation factor IF-2. Lineage: Eukaryota; Viridiplantae; Streptophyta; Magnoliopsida; Poales; Poaceae. Bases 269 to 1186 code for a protein of 305 amino acids. The transcript has a single exon. The record is from RefSeq and is a predicted model, not a curated record.